AUAAAAAGAUUAUUUUAUUGAAAUUAAAACCCUUAUAUCGACGCAAAGCCAAACAAAAAAAAAACCCUCAUUUCAAGGAUAAGAGAGCUCCACUUUCUCUCUCCUCUCCUUUCUCCAACAGUCUCUCUCUACAAGCCAUAGGAAAAAAAAAAAAGUCCCCCUUUCUCUCUCCCUCCCCUUUCGUCUUAGGGUUUCUCGAAAAUUCGCAGUCAAAUUCUACUCAUCUCCCGACGAAUCCAUCCUUCAAGCUCAUCUAAUCUUCUUCUCCGUAGCUUUCUCAAUCUACCGAUAUAGUUUUUAUCCCUUGCCGCUUAAGAUCGAGCUCGAAUCUCGCAACCCCUUUUAAUCCCUAAUUUCUGGUCGGAUUAACCCAGGUGCGUUGUUUCCGACAUGAAUCUCAGAUGUGUUUCGAUUUAAGGUUUGAGCUAAGGUUUGAUCUUGUUGGGUUGAGAUUUGGUCUGACUUGUAGCUGACUUCGUGUCUUUUAAGCUUCACUGUUCAUUUAUACGUCUAUCUUCCUCGGAAACUCUUGAUGUUCUUACUUUUUUUUUUUUUUUUUUUUUUUGGGGUUUCGUCUUCACGGACUAUUCACGUGCGGAUAGAUCUGACCCGUAUUAAUUGCUCUAGUUGCGGAGAGAGUAUAAUGGUGUAUGAAAGUUAAUCAUCACUGAGGCAUAGUAUCUAUCUCCUUCAAGCAAAUCAAUGGGAUCUUCCAUCAAGAUCAACUCAAUAUCCAUAGAUCUCGCAGGUGCUGCCAACGAGAUUGAUAUGGUGAAAUGUGAUCAUUUUUCCAUGCGUGGAUUCGUAGCUGAAACUCGUGAGAGAGACCUUAGAAAAUGUUGGCCGUUUUCAGAAGAGAGUGUUAGUUUAGUAGACCAACAAAGCUAUACUCUUCCUACUUUAUCUGUUCCAAAGUUUAGAUGGUGGCAUUGUAUGAGCUGCAUCAAAGAUAUAGAUGCUCAUGGGCCAAAAGAUUGUGGACUGCAUUCAAACUCAAAAGCUAUUGGAAACUCUUCUGUUAUCGAAAGUAAAAGCAAGUUCAAUUCGCUAACUAUCAUUGAUCACGAGAAAGAAAAGAAAACUGAUAUUGCAGAUAAUGCUAUUGAGGAGAAAGUGGGUGUAAACUGUGAGAAUGAUGAUCAGACAGCUACUACGUUUCUCAAGAAAGCACGUGGUCGACCUAUGGGUGCUUCUAAUGUUAGGAGCAAGAGCAGAAAGCUUGUGAGUCCGGAGCAGGUAGGAAACAACAGAUCUAAAGAAAAACUAAACAAACCAUCGAUGGAUAUUAGCAGCUGGAAAGAGAAACAAAAUGUGGAUCAGGCUGUGACAACGUUCGGCUCAUCUGAAAUUGCUGGUGUGGUUGAGGAUACACCACCUAAGGCAACCAAGAAUCAUAAAGGCAUUCGCGGUCUGAUGGAAUGCGAUAACGGGUCAUCAGAAAGUAUAAAUCUUGCUAUGAGUGGGUUGCAGCGUAGGAAAUCUCGCAAGGUUCGUCUACUCAGUGAGUUGCUUGGUAAUACAAAAACCAGUGGUGGUAGUAACAUCAGAAAAGAAGAGUCUGCUUUGAAGAAGGAAUCAGUUAGAGGUCGAAAAAGAAAGUUGUUACCUGAAAACAAUUAUGUCAGCCGGAUAUUGAGUACAAUGGGUGCAACCUCUGAAAAUGCUUCCAAAAGUUGUGACUCUGAUCAAGGUAAUAGUGAAUCAACUGAUAGUGGGUUUGACAGAACUCCAUUUAAGGGUAAGCAGAGAAACAGAAGAUUUCAGGUUGUUGACGAGUUUGUACCAUCACUUCCUUGUGAAACUUCACAAGAAGGUAUCAAGGAGCAUGAUGCAGAUCCUAGUAAGAGAUCAACUCCUGCGCACUCUUUAUUCACUGGAAACGAUUCUGUUCCUUGUCCUCCGGGUACUCAGAGAACAGAGAGGAAGCUCAGUUUACCCAAGAAGAAGACAAAGAAGCCUGUAAUCGAUAAUGGGAAGAGCACUGUGAUCAGUUUUAGUAACGGCAUUGAUGGAAGUCAAGUUAACUCGCAUACUGGUCCUUCCAUGAACACAGUAUCCCAAACUCGAGACUUAUUGAAUGGGAAAAGGGUGGGCGGUUUAUUUGACAACCGUUUGGCUUCAGAUGGAUAUUUCAGAAAAUAUCUCUCUCAGGUUAAUGAUAAGCCGAUAACAUCUUUGCAUUUGCAAGACAAUGAUUAUGUGAGGUCAAGAGACGCGGAACCAAACUGUCUUCGAGAUUUUAGUUCCUCUUCUAAAUCCAGCUCAGGUGGAUGGUUGAGAACUGGAGUAGAUAUUGUUGACUUCAGAAACAACAACCACAAUACAAACAGAUCGUCUUUCUCGAACUUGAAGCUAAGAUACCCCCCUUCUUCUACUGAAGUUGCGGAUUUAUCUCGGGUGCUGCAAAAGGAUGCUUCUGGUGCAGAUAGAAAGGGGAAGACUGUUAUGGUCCAAGAACAUCAUGGAGCACCAAGAAGCCAAAGUCACGAUAGAAAGGAGACUACGACUGAAGAGCAAAACAACGAUGAUAUUCCAAUGGAGAUAGUGGAGCUCAUGGCCAAAAACCAGUACGAGAGGUGUCUUCCCGACAAAGAAGAAGAUGUUAGCAACAAACAGCCAUCACAAGAAACAGCACACAAAUCCAAGAAUGCUCUACUGAUUGAUCUCAAUGAAACCUACGAUAACGGGAUCUCACUUGAGGACAACAACACAUCAAGACCACCAAAACCGUGUAGUAGCAACGCAAGGAGGGAAGAACAUUUUCCUAUGGGAAGACAGCAGAACUCUCAUGACUUCUUCCCAAUAAGUCAGCCUUAUGUGCCUUCUCCGUUUGGGAUCUUUCCUCCUACCCAAGAAAACCGAGCCAGCUCCAUCCGGUUUUCUGGUCACAACUGUCAGUGGCUUGGGAAUUUGCCAACUGUGGGUAAUCAGAACCCUUCUCCAUCCUCAUUUCGGGUAUUACGUGCUUGUGAUACUUGCCAGAGUGUUCCUAAUCAAUACAGAGAAGCUUCUCAUCCAAUUUGGCCAUCUUCCAUGAUACCACCACAGAGUCAAUACAAGCCAGUUUCUUUAAAUAUUAAUCAGUCAACAAAUCCGGGUACGCUUUCACAGGCAUCUAACAAUGAAAAUACAUGGAACCUCAACUUUGUUGCUGCCAACGGGAAGCAAAAAUGUGGGCCUAAUCCAGAAUUUUCAUUUGGCUGCAAACAUGCUGCUGGGGUUAGUAGUAGUAGUAGUAGGCCAAUAGAUAACUUUUCUAGUGAGAGCUCUAUACCGGCAUUGCAUCUACUCAGCCUUCUGGAUCCUCGCCUGAGGUCAACGACUCCCGCUGACCAACACGGAAACACUAAAUUUACUAAAAGACAUUUUCCGCCAGCCAACCAGUCCAAAGAGUUUAUAGAGCUUCAAACAGGGGACUCUAGUAAGUCAGCCUACUCAACUAAGCAGAUACCUUUUGAUCUAUACAGCAAGAGAUUCACACAAGAGCCUUCCCGGAAGAGUUUCCCCAUCACUCCACCUAUUGGGACGUCUUCACUUUCAUUUCAAAAUGCUUCAUGGAGUCCUCAUCAUCAAGAGAAGAAAACCAAGAGAAAAGACACCUUUGCUCCUGUUUACAAUACUCAUGAAAAGCCGGUGUUUGCAAGCAGCAACGACCAAGCGAAGUUCCAGCUGCUGGGAGCAUCGAAUUCCAUGAUGCUUCCUUUGAAAUUUCACAUGACGGAUAAAGAAAAGAAACAAAAGAGAAAAGCAGAGAGCUGCAAUAACAAUGCCUCUGCGGGACCUGUGAAGAACAGUUCUGGACCCAUUGUGUGCAGCGUCAAUAGAAACCCUGCUGAUUUCACCAUUCCUGAACCUGGGAAUGUUUACAUGUUAACGGGUGAACAUCUGAAAGUCCGUAAACGCACAACCUUCAAGAAAAAGCCAGCCGUGUGUAAGCAGGACGCAAUGAAGCAGACCAAGAAGCCGGUUUGUCCACCUACACAAAAUGCCUAAAGAUAUACAAUGUGUGUGGGAGGGAUUUGUGCAGUUCAUUGUGAAACAGAUACUGAGGCAGAGGGAUUAACAGAUGGAGAGGGAUACAAAGAGAGGGAGAGAGACAGAGACAGAGAAAGAGAAAGAGAGAUCAUUCCUAUUGAAAACAAGAAUAAGUCAGACAGGAAACAUUAAAAUGCAAAUCUUCCUCAUGUUCUUGGUCUCUGGUCUUAAAAACAUAUCUUUGCUUAUGGUUUGUUCAAGCAUACUUGGGAACCAUUCAGCUUGUGUAUAUAUUUAAAUGACUGUAGUACCCCUGAUAGGCCUUGUUGUUUUUUGUUUGUUUUUUUGGGAAAUACUAGAUACCUUUCAGCUGGCGUUAUAUAUAUAUUUAGUCUUUAUUUA
This is a messenger RNA of Arabidopsis thaliana (thale cress), 4377 nucleotides long. It is a transcript of the gene EMF1, whose product is annotated as embryonic flower 1 (EMF1). Bases 703 to 3993 code for a protein of 1096 amino acids. The transcript is spliced from 8 exons. The record is from RefSeq and is marked reviewed. Gene Ontology annotation, biological process: negative regulation of DNA-templated transcription; negative regulation of flower development; shoot system development. NCBI's taxonomy places the organism in Eukaryota, Viridiplantae, Streptophyta, Magnoliopsida, Brassicales, Brassicaceae. Gene Ontology annotation, cellular component: nucleus.